Molecule: messenger RNA, 2226 nt
Organism: Funneliformis geosporum
Lineage: Eukaryota; Fungi; Glomeromycota; Glomeromycetes; Glomerales; Glomeraceae
Source: the annotation of a GenBank genome assembly
AUGCAGUCAAUAUAUGAUGAAUUAAGCAUCGAGAUAUUUAAAUAUAUACAAACACCCAUCAACCUUUUAGUUACAAAUCGUAAAUGGCACAAUAUUUCCCAAGAUCCUCAUGCCCGAGCCGAAUGGUUAAUUUAUAAAUAUGGUAGACCGCAUGCUUUAUUUCACGCUAUAAGGCUCGGCAAUGGCUUCAUAACAAUCAAAGUGAUACAUGCUUUACUUUCGAAAAAUGCGAUACUUUCUAGAUAUUUUAUUCAACGAUUAUUAAUGCAUUUUGGCACUUAUGAUGAAAAACUUAUUAAACUUGAAGUCGAAUAUAAUGCAAAUCAAAUCGAUUUUGAUAAUGCUCUUUUAAAGAAAUUAUUUUCGCCUUGGGGAAAAGUUUUUCAUAUAUUUGGACUUGAAAAUAAGUUAAAUGAAAUUGGCGAUCUUCUAAUGGCUUCAUUUCAAGUAAUUCUUAACGUAUCUAAAUCCGAGAUUGCAAGUUCCUGCCUUAUUCAGGCAAUUAAACCCGAAAGGAAUUUAAAGGAAACGGAUUUGUUGGAAUUUUUAAUUCAAAGAAUUGAUAAUCCUAAAGAAGCAUUAAAAAGUGCAUUAGAUCAUUAUAAAGUUGGAUUCAAGUUUAAUGCCGAAUCGAUUAAAAAAACUAAGGAAAUUAGAUCAUUAACGGUCCAUUCAAAUCUCUAUUCUUGGAUACUUAAAAUUUAUGGUCCUAAUUCUGAAGCAACACAGAAGUGCUUUGAUGACAUUAUUGAGUCAAGAAUUUGGGUAGAUCUAAAAUUACAAGAAACUCCUAAUAGAAAUAUUCCGGAGCAUAUUACAACCAUAUCAUUAAUAUUCAAAUCUUCUAGUACUAAUUCGACGGAAAAUUCUACUAAAAAAGAAGUUAAUAAUAUCAUUACCGCUCAAAAUCAUUCCGAAAAAAAUGAAAUAACAACAAAUAAUGCUUCUUUAAUACAAUUAGUAAGACAACAACGACAGAAACAAUUAGAAGAAACGGUAUUAAUACGUAAGGCUGCUCAUCGAUCACUAACAAGCCAUUACGAACAGGAGCAUUUACCUCUUUCACAAAUUCAAGAAAAAUUAGAAGAAGAAAAUCUUCCUUUGAUACAAGUGCAACAUCAAUUGAAGCAACAAAAGGAUGACUCGAUUAUUUAUACUGCCACAAAAGAAAACCUGAAAUCAUUGUUUUUUAAUCAAAGAACGUCGUACAACUUAUUAACUAGACUGAAAAAAUCUAAACGUACUAUGGCUACUUCUUCUGUUACAGGUACUACUAGGAUUAGUAAUAAUAAUACUAUUGAUAAUUUUGUCGAUAAUAAUGAUAAAGAUGAUAGAGAUAAUAGAGAUUAUGAUGUCUGGGAUGAUGCAGUUAUUGGUCGUAUUAUGAAUUUAAUCGAUACUAUUGGAUUGGAACCUAUUCAAGGAACACAUCAAGAGGUUGGGAGUAAAAACUUCACCUCUUUUGAAAUUUCAUCAGAAAAUGUAACAGAAAAGAAUGGUUCAAAAGGUAAUUCAAAAAGCAAAAAUCCAAUGAAUCUUCAAGAAAAUAGUCAAUGCGAAAUAAAUUUGGACGAAAUUAUUAGCGACAAUGCUAAAUUUUCCUCCAAUGAAUCAGAAGAAAGGGAUAAUGCCGUUACAUCAGUUACAUCUGUCAACACCCUUCAAAAUAAAGAUUCUGGUAAUUUAAUACGUGAUUCUGGUUAUGGUGAAAAAUCUAUGUCAAUAGUUGAUAAUAAAAAACGACAAAGUGGAUUUUUUGGAAAACGUCGAUCAAUUCCUUCAUCGAAUAACGAAAUUACUAAUUCGCAAGAAAAGAAUUCAGUUAAACCAGUUAAACCGUUUUAUCUAACAUUAAGACGAAAUUUAAGUAGAAGAAAAUCGUUAAGACUUAAUAAUAAUAGUGCUAUUGACAUAAUAGAACCCGAAGAAGAUGAAUUUAAUAAUACUAAUUCUCGUAAUAAAUUUUUUACCAUUCCAAAAAGAAUUACUUCUACUCGGCAAUUUAAUAAAUCAUUACAAGCUUUAAGAAAAUCAUGGAAAACAGACCAACAAAAAAAUGAUGACGAUUAUCAAUUUAAAGAAAAUUUAUCUGAUCGUGAAUUAAACCAACUCAUGAAAUCACAACAAAAUAACAAUAGUCAGCAAAAAAGUGAUAUGAAAUAUAUACUUGAUCAAGAAUUAGACAAACCCGCUAGAUACAGCUGUUCCAUCGCUCGCAAUGAUCAG